This is a messenger RNA of Penicillium malachiteum, 714 nucleotides long. RefSeq lists its product as uncharacterized. The transcript is spliced from 2 exons. Bases 1 to 714 code for a protein of 237 amino acids. The record is from RefSeq and is a predicted model, not a curated record. Lineage: Eukaryota; Fungi; Ascomycota; Eurotiomycetes; Eurotiales; Aspergillaceae.
AUGCUCGCUCGCCCUUUAGCCACCUACGUCUCUCCCCUGAGAACUGCGCACCAUCGAUAUUGUGCCCGUCGUCUUAUUUCCUACACAAACCGCCUUCCAACUUCCCAACAGUCCAUCAUCAGAGCCAUCCAGUUCCCCACAACAUUCAAAUCGCAACCAGUGACUCAACCACCCCGAUUCCCCUCCUUCUCAACCUCAUCCACCAUCAUGUCCUCCGACGAUGCCUACAUGGCCUUCCUAAAUAAGGCAAACUCCGAUUUGAACGCUGGCCAAGGCUCAGCGCAAGGGGGUGGCUCCGUGCAAACACAAGCUGUCGAUACCUCGCUCAACCUCCCGGCUUCGUUGAAGAACGUCGAGGUCUACUACGUCUCAGAUACAGAUGAGCCCUUUGAACCGGUGCUCCUACGUUGGAAGGGUGCUGAACAGGGCGAAUGGCCUAGUGCUGAUGACUUCUCCUCCCUGGUUUCACCAAAUAAUGAUAUCUCACAGGGUGUCUCCACCCUUUCUACCUCCUCGUUCGAUCCCAAGAAACAAUAUUCAGCCGCUAUUAAGGCUGUUCGUGAGGCUGUAUCGAGCGGGAGUCCCGUGGAGACGGAUCUUAAGGUUUAUCGUGUCGAGCUGACCAGUACAAAGCUUGAAUACUUUGUGUUGGCGCUGGACUCAUCGGAAGGUGGUCGAGUGGUUGGGUUACGAGCCAAGUCUGUGGAGUCAUAA